Phaeoacremonium minimum UCRPA7 is the source of this 882-nucleotide messenger RNA. Its product is annotated as putative 3-beta-hydroxysteroid dehydrogenase protein. The record is from RefSeq and is a predicted model, not a curated record. The coding region runs from base 1 to 882 and encodes 293 amino acids. Gene Ontology annotation, molecular function: oxidoreductase activity, acting on the CH-OH group of donors, NAD or NADP as acceptor. NCBI's taxonomy places the organism in Eukaryota, Fungi, Ascomycota, Sordariomycetes, Togniniales, Togniniaceae. Gene Ontology annotation, cellular component: cytoplasm. The transcript is spliced from 2 exons.
AUGGCUCGAAUCGCUCUCAUUACGGGAGGUGCCUCUGGCAUGGGUCUUGCUGUUGCCAAAGUCCUAGCAGAAAAAGGAUGGAAAUGUGCCCUAUUAGAUAUGAAUGAGAAGGCAGGUGAGGAGGCCGCUGCAAAUGUCCCCAAAUCCGAGUUCGUCAAAGUUGAUGUCACAUCAUGGGAUUCGUUGUCGUCCGCCUUUGAUACUAUAUUCGAGAAACACGGGACCAUCGAUUUUGUCUUUGCCAACGCAGGAAUUGUGGAGAGAGACAACUUCUAUGAAAAGCUAGCACCAGAAAAGUUGAAGGGACGGAUACCAUCACGGCCAAACCAGCUGACCAUCGACAUAAACCUAAAGGCGGUCAUCGACACAGCGUAUCUUGCUCAGCAUUACUUUCGUCUCAGUCCACAUCAUGGAAGCACUGCCUCUCUUGUCAUGACGGCAAGUGUUGGGGGGCUGUAUCCGGCACAAUUCUGUCCUAUCUACGCUGCCUCCAAAUCCGGGGUCGUGAACUUCAUGCGGUCUAUUGCAUUUCCAUACCACCAUUACGAUGGUGUGCGAUGCUAUGCAAUCUGUCCUGGAACGGUUCGAACCAAUCUGCUCAACUCUGCUGAGUGGUCGACAUUCCCGGAGGAGUAUUUUACGCCCAUUGAGUCUAUUGCAUCUACAGUUGCAAUGCUUGUUGAAGGGGGCAACAUGACGGAUGCAAAGGGUAAGACCGUUGAAAAGGGCAAGGACUAUGGCUUGGCGGUUGAGCUCAAUGGCAAGAAUUUCUACUUCCGAGACCAACCAGAAUUCUGUGAUGAGACUAUGGCGCUGGUAAUGAAAGCAACCAGCAUGGAGAAUCAGAUUGAGCGCCUCAAUGGCUACAAAGGCCAAAAUUGA